ACCUGUGACGCCUGAUCUGUUCCUUCCUGGAUCCCCUGUGUCCUGUCUGUCCUGUCCGUCUCUGGGUUUUUGGGAUCCCCUCCUCCUCGCCUCUUCUUCCUCCUCCUCUUCUUGACAGACAGACACAGGAGCUGUCCACGCCGGCCUCCUCUUGUUCUCACCACAUAAAUCCACGCCAAUUCCACACCGAUCUCUGCCCAGCACGCGCCUCCAAGGACCUGGCCGGUUCGGGGAUGGACGCACAGAUUUAGCUGAUCCCGUCGCUGCUCGCGCUCGAUCUCGCGGCGCCCCGCCCCGGCCCCCCGGCUCCACGAGAUGAUCUGAGCCCCGCGAUCUGCUGGAGAAAUGGAGCCGCCGCCGUCGGAUCUGAACACCCACCUGCCGCCGCGGAAGCGGCUGCUCGCCGGGCUCAGGACGGCGGUGGCCACCACCGGCGACGCCGCCGCCGCCGAGCCGCUCCCGUCCCCGCCCGCCUCCGCGGGCGAUCUCGCCACCCGCCUCCGCGAGAUGGCGCUCGCCGCCAACGCGUCGGCGUCCUCGCCCGAGGAGAUGAUCGAGGCGGCCAGGGCGGCCGCGCAGGCCGCCGCGGACGCCGCCGUCGCCGCGCGCGCCGUGGCCGCGGAGAAGGCCGCCGUCGCCGCCAAGGCUAGGGCGGCCGCCCGGGCUGCCAUGGAGUUCCUUGAUUCCUUCUCGUCCAGGGGAGCCGGCGCGUCCAGGAACGGGAACGGACUCCAGUUUAAGGUCAAGUCCAGGAAGAAGCAUGUCCAGGUCAAGAUGCUCUACAGGCCCAAUGGAACCCUUGGGCUAGGGGAGGCUCCCAAGCCUAGGAGGCGCAAGCAAUCGGAUGAAGAGGUCGCACGCAAUUUGCACCGAGUCAUGAAUAGCUCGCCGAGGAUCUCUCACACUGGACCCCCCAAGAGGCCUCGUACCAUCACUGCUGGUGAUGCCAAAGAUGCGGUUGUUGCACCCGGUGGAGGUAACGGCGAGGGUGACACUGAUGCUUGUAAUGGUUCUUCAAUUCAUGUGCCAAUUGAGGCUGGCACUGGGUUGCCUAAUGGAUGCUCGGAGGGGAAAUCUAGUGAGAGAACUGUUCCAUUGCUCAAUCGUGAGGGUCCUGAUGUUGACGGUCAAGACUCAUCCAGACACGCCGCAAAGAGUAGCGGCGACAUUGCUGACAAUGGAGUUUGGGUUCGAAACUUAAGUGCCGGUCAGAAAGUGAAGAUCAAGAGAAAGGAGCUGCUUCUGAAUCAAAAUGGUGGUAAAGAAACAGAAGAACCCAAAGAAUCAGAACAGCCCAGAGAAACAGAACCCUUUGUACAUUCUUUUGCGCUUGAUGAAUCAAAGUCAAACUCAAAUGGAAAAGGAAGAUCAAAGCCAAAUGGGAAUGGAGCAGAAAAGCUUGCAGGCCCUGCAGAUACAAAGACCCCAGGCGACGGCGUGACGCCGAUGAAGAUAACAUCCGUAUGGAAGUUCAAGAAGCUAAAGACAUCUCACUGUUCUUCCGACAGCAAGGUGUUGCACAAGGUUUGCCCGCCGCCUCCUGCGGCGGCUGAAACCUCUGCUUCGGUGAAAGCUGAUUAGCGAGGCACCAUAGCAUAUAGUUCGGCAGAUGCUUGUCUUAGCUAUGCUUGUUGUGAGAUUUUUGUAUGUUGAUGAAGUGGCUAUUCAAACAAGGAGGGGAGAGGAGGUAAAUCUCUCUUGGUAGAUCUCACCUUUGCUUUGAUUUUUUAUACAAAUGUGCUUGUUUUAUGGUAUAUAGAUUAUUGGGUAUUUCUACUGUAUUGUUUCCUGUCCGUGCUUCCAUUUGAUGUCACUAGUGAUAGGGAGUGUGGCAUAAUCUUGUAGAUGUACCUGUUAUGCAUACAUCGUUUUAAUAAAAGGCACUGUGUAACCAAUGCUCUGAGAUACUAAUUUUUUACCUUUGUUU
Messenger RNA from Sorghum bicolor (sorghum), 1927 nucleotides. RefSeq lists its product as uncharacterized. The record is from RefSeq and is a predicted model, not a curated record. Lineage: Eukaryota; Viridiplantae; Streptophyta; Magnoliopsida; Poales; Poaceae. The coding region runs from base 346 to 1581 and encodes 411 amino acids. The transcript has 2 exons.